AUGCACUCUUGUGGUGUGGAGAGCACAGCAAGGACGUGUUACUUCGGUCCCCCACUGAAACCUGAUCUUGACAACCCGGAUUACUGGAUGAAGCUAGUCAUGAAAGAGAUACAGGAGCAUUGCCCGGGAAAGAGGGGAUGUAGCUCAGCUGAGGAGGGACUUACAGAGCCAGCUCCUAAUAUAGUCGAAUGUUCAGCCCCCAAGCCAUUAGGAUUGUCGGACGGAACCAUCGCCGAUUCACAAAUUUCGGCGUCAAGUAGUCAGCCCACUUUCAAUGCCCAGGAAGCACGCCUCUUCGUUGGUGAUGGAUGGGCAUCUGAGAGUAUCGACACCAAUCCCUGGAUUGAGGUGGACCUUGGUGAGAGUACAGUGGUGUCUGGUGUCGUCACAGAAGCAUACCUUUACCUGACAGGCAUUUGCCAACUUGUUACGAAGUACAGGGUGGCGUAUCAGACACAAUCCUCAUCUGACCGGGUACUGGUGACGGACGGCAAAGGAAAUGCCACGUUGUUCAAAGGCAACACCGAGUGCGGCAACCCGGUCAUGAACUUGUUUAAUGGGAGUGUGGUUGCUAGAGUAGUGCGCGUUGAGCCUGUUGAAUGGCGUACGAAAGUUGCUCUGAAGUUGGAGUUGCUUGGUUGUCGCCAUGAGUAG
This is a messenger RNA of Acanthaster planci (crown-of-thorns starfish), 654 nucleotides long. Its product is annotated as retinoschisin-like. The record is from RefSeq and is a predicted model, not a curated record. Lineage: Eukaryota; Metazoa; Echinodermata; Asteroidea; Valvatida; Acanthasteridae.